Molecule: messenger RNA, 4038 nt
Organism: Trichoderma citrinoviride
Lineage: Eukaryota; Fungi; Ascomycota; Sordariomycetes; Hypocreales; Hypocreaceae
Exons: 3
Coding region: 1-4038 (1345 amino acids)
Biological process (GO): ribosome biogenesis
Cellular component (GO): nucleolus
Source: RefSeq, a predicted model, not a curated record
AUGAUGGGAGAGGCAGAUCUCAUCAAGACCGUCAGAGGUCUCGACCAAAAAGGGCCGGGGGAAACAGGACAGAACCUCGAAAACUUAUGGCACAGCCUCACAAAGGCAUCAGAUUGCCAGUUCCACGCGGCGGAAGAGAGCACCCUGAGAUGGCUGCUCAAGUCCAUGAGCGGGCCUUCACCCGAGGCAGAAACUCUACGGCGGUAUCCAUUGACCUGGACGAUUCUGGACUAUACCUUUCAAAAGGUACCGCUUUUCUCGCUUGCCAAAUCCCUCGCAGAUAGGAAAUUUGUUUCGGUACUGCAGCAGACUCUCAAGGACGCAUCGAACCCGAGUGAGGAGGCUGCCCCUUCGAGCCUGAAAAGGAAGAGGCCACUGGCCCCCACUUACGCCUUGGACGAGCUGAAAAGCCUGGAAAGUUGUUUGGCAACGGGUCAGGCUGUUUUGAGAGCCUUGAAAUCUUUGCUUGGGCGACUAGAGAACGCCGCCGUCGGCUCGCGUGACAGCAUCGGAGCUGAGCACAUCAAGUCUCUCUUCUCUACCUCUGCAGCCGAAGCCGCACCGUUAGCAUCAUCCUUCUUCAUCAUCUGCCUCCUGUUAUUAACCAGCGACAUUUGCGACGAUGUCGAUGGCAAAGAAGACUGGAUCGCCACCAUCUCCGAGAUAUGGGAUCUCCAUUUACAGGCAAAGGGCGAUGCCCUGGAAAUCGCGACACACAUCUUCCCACCAGCAGCCGCGAUCCUACGACACUUGAAGCCUGCCGACCAAGGCCAUACAUCGACCAUCGGUGAAGCUCUUGCGGCUCGAUGGAGUGCGGACCUUAAGAGGUUCAUGCGCAAGAACUUUAUCCUCCCUGCGUUCAACUUUUUCUGGGAGCGCCAGGAUCUCGAUGUCCUUACGAGGGCGCUCGAUGUGACAGACAACAAAGUCAGGACAUAUGCCCCAGAGCUCUACUCGCUGGCUGCUGAGAAGUCAUAUCUGCCUACUGAAACCCAUGUGCGCCGGAUCAACGAGAUGUGGAUGGAUCAGAUAUUCAAGAUUGUGGAAAAGCAAAUCUCUACAAAGCCAGACUGCAAUGCCCUUAUGAAGCGGAUCUUAGCACAGGCGGCACAAAACUCGGUGGCGAUCGAUGCAGGGGACCUUCGUCAAGUAUGCCGGAACUAUGGCUUGAAAUCGGAAAUUGACUGGAGCUUGCUCGCGGCGGCGGCUGCGUGCAACCCGGAUAUCUUUCAAGUGGCCAAGGAAGGCACAGAUUUGUUGAAUGACGUUUGCAGUCAGAGCAUCAACCAGACGCCAGAGCCUGAUGUUUACAGGGAUCAACUAGACCUCAUUGUGGCUAUAAAGAAGAGCUUCCUAACACGCCGCGAUCUGUCUGGGUUCUUGCGCUUAUGGUUCUCGCAGUUGUGCUCGACAGAGAAGCGGAAAAUAGUCUCCAAUAGCCCCUGGUUUGAUAUAGGGCGACAAGGACGCCUCGAAAGUUCGAUUUCUUCACUGAUAGAGUCUGACUUGUCGCCACACCAACUGCUUGCGAUUAUCGAAUGGCUUGCGGAACAGGACCCCAGCUCAUAUCCCCAGUCUCUAUGCCUCUUCACAAGCGUCAUCGCGCAGGGGCUGCAUAGCGAGCAGUUCGUCGACGCGGUCGGCUUGAAGUUGUUCGAUCUAGUUUUCCAGCUCAAAAACUCUUCAAAGACUGCCCUCAAGUGGAGGGUCGUUUCCAAGACGAUUUCAUGGGCUGCUCCCGAGGAACGCAACAAUAUCUGGGGUCAGGUGAAAGAGCAGUUGUCCAAGCUUCUGCGUAAAGGCGCAAUCAACUCGGCUGAAACAUUCGAAGCUUUCAAAUGCUGCUUUCAGGCCUGGGAUCUCCUGAGCCAAGAUGAGGCUGCAGUUGACGAGCCCUCUAAGUUGGUGGAGAAAUUUACACGGCGGCUAGUCGAAGAAUUUGCGUCGCAGGAAGUUCUUGAGAUCACCAAACUGUCGGCCUCACUCGAUCCAGGAGCAAAAGCAGAGUUUGACGAGGAACUCGCCUUCCAACAAUACCUAGCCUGGUAUGUCCUUGGUGGAAGCCGCUUCUAUCGACUCUAUUCAAGAAGGACGGAUGAACUGCCACUACUUGAGGCGGUAUCUUCUGCAAAGGAUGCGAGCCCCUCAGGGCUGCGUACGCUAUGGACUGCUCUCCUGAGCAACGAGGUCAAUAUUAACGAUCCGAAACUCUCGAAAAAACUCUUGGACCGUCUGAUCACCGCCUUGGGAAAGUCUGAGAAGGAGAAAGGCUGGCCGGGAGAGGUAGGGCAGCUCUGGAUUCGAACACUAUGCAGCAUACCCCUGGAAGCUUUUAGCCGCGCUCAGCGUGAGCAGGUCAUGAGCUUAUUGGACAAGGGAAGAGAAAAGAUGAUCAAGUCUCCGAAGCGGGUGUCCCUCGAAGGGUGGAAGCUGGUGCUCGAUUUGGCGAGCAAAAUGAUGGCACGGCCGACUUUCUACGAAGGGAUGCGGUUCUCCCAUCUUGUCGACUAUGCCGAUGCCCUUUCUACUGUCUCCUUUGAGCAGACGAUACGCAGCGAGACGCUGCUCGAGCUGGUCGAAAGAUAUUUCGCCAUGGCGUCAACGAUAGUUCGGCAGAUGUCGGAUAAUUUUGAUGAACGAAGUGCGAAAUACUUCUCGGAAGGCUUGGCGUUUGUUGAAACCUGCGAAACGGAAGUGGCCAAGGAGGAGCCCUUGAGCCUACCGGCACUUCGCGUCACGCUUCUGAAGGCUCUUGUUGUUGAGCUCAAGAGGUCGUCGGCGCUUCAAAGCCAGCCUGUCCUCAGCCAACUGCAACAGAAGGCGAAAGACGCAUUGGCCCGACACAUAGCGGCGGUGCUGGGAGAGCUCAUUGCGAACAAGAAGCUCUUAUCAAAGCAGGACAACACGAGAGACCUGGGACUUCUCGCGACAACACACGCCGCAGAGGUUAUUGACGAUGCCGCCGGGUUGUCACAGCACAAGUCAAGCGCGGUUCGAAAGCUGGAGAAGCGGAGCCGGGAGGCCAUGGACGACGGCGACUUGAGGGCAUGGAAGGUUCAGAUUUUCCUCCACACAUAUCUGGCGAGCGAAAUGGAGGAUCCCCGCCCAACUCGGUUCACCAGCCUGGCGGGCCUACCUUCAAAAGCCCGCGAGUCUCUGCUGAGAGAAUAUGUCACGUCCAUCAUCGCCAACAUGGAAAUGCCUGACGUUUCGCGUUACCUCAGAGAGCUGAUUAGUGAGUUUACGGGAGGCUACGAUACGGAUGGCCAAGCUCUGGCCAUCCAGCAUGUCGUUGGCCAUCUCAUUGAACGCACUGAUCUACACGGCAAGGCUGAAGGUGUUGAUCUAUCAACGGCUCACAGCGAGUUGACGCUCUCUCUGUCGAAGAAGUCGCCCAAUGUGUCCUACACGUGCCAAACUAUUCACACUCUUCUGGAAAGGAAGCCGCAAGCCAUGGGACAGUGGAACAUUGAAAUUACGCUGAGCACUGCCAGCGACUUGGCCUUGUCGAAGGAGUCAACAGUGCCCUUCACGUGGUUGUGCAAAUUGGUCGGCGCAGUCAUCAAGAAGCACCGCUUACGAUUGGAGGGCCACCACCACUUGCUCCUGACCACCGUGCAAGCCCUGCUCAACAGCCUGGUCCUUCACCAGCCGAAGAGGUGCACCGGAGAUGGCACGACGCAAGAGUCAAUGGCUCGCCUGUACGGCCGCCUCAUCACCUUCAUCUGCGAACCCACCGCGGGCGCCGUCUCCCGCUCGCAGCACCAAAACGCCCUCGACUCGGCCACGGACGCGGCCAAGCGGUCUGCGGGCCGGCACAUGUAUCUGGUGCUGAUGCAGUACGUGAAGCUGCAGCUGGAGGCCGACGUGCCGAGGGAGGUGCGUGAGGCGCUCGAGCCGGCGAUGAAUUCGAUAUUCGACGUGACGCCGCCGGAAGUGAGGAAGAUUCUGAACGAUGCUAUGGAUGCGAGCGGAAGAGCUAUUUUGAGGGAAAUGUUCAAGCGAUAUGUCAAGUUUGGCAAGUGGAGUGGUGUCUGA